ACAAAAUUACUCUUGUCUGUGGUCUCAAUUUAUUUCCACGGAUUUUUCCAUUUUCCAGGAAGAAAAUAAUGUCUAUCCCGUACAGUGGUACUAUAAGAAGGUCUGGUGGAGUGGUAUCCGCAAUUGGAAAACAAUUACGAGCUGUGAAUCUUAAAGCUGCUAAACGAAUAACUGUUAAAUUUGAUCCUUUUGGUGAUAAUGUAGUACACACAAGGAAUUUCUUACAUUUUAUGAGCUCACCAAAAAUUAUUUUAACAAAUCCUAACUGUGUCCUUAAAACUGAGAUUGUAUGUGACCGCAGUGAACCAACAGUAGACAUUACCAUUGUACCCUCAAUUGCUGAAACAGCUAAUAUUAAAAAAGUUACAUUAAAAAGUGGUAAUCUAACUUGUUUAGAACUUCUACAGUUAUUGAACAAGCAUAUCACAACAUUGGCACCCGCAGACCAAAUAUCAACUACAAUAACAAAAUCAGAAAAGAAAGGCAAAAAGAAGUAAUCAAAUAUGAAAUCCACCAAAGGAAGCCUUUAUGUAGUAGAUGAGAUUUACAAACAUUUACCAGCAUUCACAGAUGUUUUCUCAGAAGACACAUUUUAUGUGUUUGUGGUUAUAUUUGUGUCAUGUACAAUAAUG
Pararge aegeria (speckled wood butterfly) is the source of this 632-nucleotide messenger RNA. RefSeq names its product 39S ribosomal protein L53, mitochondrial (gene mRpL53). The record is from RefSeq and is a predicted model, not a curated record. The coding region runs from base 69 to 497 and encodes 142 amino acids. Lineage: Eukaryota; Metazoa; Arthropoda; Insecta; Lepidoptera; Nymphalidae. The transcript has 3 exons. Gene Ontology annotation, cellular component: mitochondrial large ribosomal subunit.